GCAGGAGCACGGUGCAGAGCUGCAGCGGUCAUGGGGGACACCUUCAUCCGGCACAUCGAGCUGCUGGGCUACGAGAAGAGGUUUUUCCCCAGCCAGCACUACGUCUACAUGUUCCUGGUGAAGUGGAACGACCUCACCGAAAAGCUCAUCUACCGCCGGUUUACCGAGAUUUACGAGUUCCAUAAAGCGCUGAAGGAAAUGUUCCCCAUCGAAUCCGGCGACAUCAACGCGGAGAACCGGAUCAUCCCCCACUUGCCAGCCCCGAAGUGGUUCGACGGCCAGCGGUCGACCCAGAGCCGGCAGGGCACGCUGGCCGAGUACUGCUACGCGCUGGUGAACCUGCCCCAGAAGAUCUCCCGCUGCCUGCACGUGGUCAACUUCUUCAAGGUGCGGCCCGACGACAUGAACCCUGUCACCGACAGCCAGAUCAAGAAGCCCGAGGUGUUCCUCCUGCCAAAGGACGCCAAGAAAAAUGCCAGUGACAUCACGGGCCCCAUCAUCCUGCAGACGUACCGAGCCAUCGCUGACUACGAGAAGAGCUCCAAGUCCGAGAUGGCUCUCAAAGCUGGGGACAUGGUGGACAUCGUGGAGAAGAGCGAGAGCGGCUGGUGGUUUUGCCAGUUGAAGAAUAAACGGGGCUGGGUGCCAGCUGCCUAUCUGGAGCCGAUGGAUGGUCCUGAUGAAUCUGAAGAGCAGGAGCCCAACUAUGCAGGUGAGCGGUAUGUGGUCCAGAAAAGCUACACAGCCGUGGAGGAGGACGAGCUGACGCUGACGGAGGGCGACACCAUCGAAGUCAUCCACAAGCUGCUCGAUGGCUGGUGGGUCGUCAGGAAGGAUGAAAGCACGGGCUAUUACCCCUCCAUGUACCUGCAGAGAUCAGGGGAGCUGAACACCCCCGAGAAGAGCCAGCUGAGGAACCGGAGCGUUCCCCCCCGCAGAUCCACCAUCCGCAAUGCUAAGAGCAUCCACAAGCAGAGCCGGAAGCAGAUCAGCCAGGAGACCUACAGGAGGAAUAGCAGGAAGUACAUCCAGAGCCGGAGGAACAUGAAGGCCAAUUUGCAGAACAAGGCCAACAUAAUCUCUGAGAAAAAUGAGCAAGAGGAGAACAAGUCCAAGGCUCAACCUGCUGUUCCUCCCCGGCCCAGCAAAGACCUCAUCAUGAACCGCUGUACAGAGAGCACCAGGAGAAAGAUCAUGUGAGGCCCUCAAUCCCCCAGACCAAGUGAGCAGAUGCUUUAUCUCCACCAGCUCCUAUGCAAUGGGGACACAGAGACAGACUGUGGGAUCUGCGUGGCUCUCACAACAGCUGAGAGCCUCGAGAGACGCAGCCCGGGGCUCCAUGUUAAUUCCAUGGCACAGCAAGUCCAAGAUGUGCUGGUGAAGUCUUGAGGAGUGAUGUGAGCACCUUCCAUCAGCAUCUUUUAGGUCUGAGCAUUCCCAUUUAGCAGGCCUGCUGAAGAUUCCUCAUCACUAGGUCCCAUUUUGUUCCAUAUUUGUAUUCUGAAUGAUUUUAUAUUUUUUUAUCAAUAACCGGCAUUGUGUAUAGUGUGUUUUGGGCUCUUCAAUUAUUGUGGGAAAACCUUAAUAUGUAAACAAUGUGUACAAAGACCAGUGUAGCACAAAGAGUCACUUUAUAUAUGUAUUUCAAGGCUUUCAAUCUGUCUGCACGGCUGAUAAAUAAACUCAUCAGAAGGAA
Messenger RNA from Oxyura jamaicensis (ruddy duck), 1696 nucleotides. It is a transcript of the gene NCF1, whose product is annotated as neutrophil cytosolic factor 1. Gene Ontology annotation, molecular function: superoxide-generating NADPH oxidase activator activity; protein binding; phosphatidylinositol binding. NCBI's taxonomy places the organism in Eukaryota, Metazoa, Chordata, Aves, Anseriformes, Anatidae. The record is from RefSeq and is a predicted model, not a curated record. Gene Ontology annotation, biological process: respiratory burst; superoxide anion generation. Gene Ontology annotation, cellular component: NADPH oxidase complex; cytoplasm. The transcript has 11 exons. Bases 31 to 1200 code for a protein of 389 amino acids.